AUCCAAGCAGAGUCCCUAGCAGAGCCGAAAUGGAGCGUCUAGAGAGAAGACUGCCUGCAGCUUUCCUUCUCCUUCUGCCUCUUCUGUCUGUCAGCUGUGUCUCAAAUCAGAAAACUACAGUGUCCUGGUGUGUAUUGUCCAACGCUGAAGAACAGAAGUGUCUGGAUUUAGCCGGAAACGCCACAGCGCGGAAUAUUAGAGGCACUCUGCAAUGUGUCCGUGGCCUGAACACCAGAGACUGUAUGGACAAAAUCAAGAAUGGGACAGCCGAUGCAGCAUCCAUGUCUGCAGAUGACAUCUAUGCUGCUGGCCUCUGCCACGGCCUGGAGUUGGCUGCAGGAGAGUCUUACAACGGAGUGGAUGGUAUUAGCUAUUACGUGGUGGCGAUGGCGCGUCGCUCGUCCUCAGACCUGUCCCUGCUCGAGAUGCACGAACGCAGCUCCUGUCACCCCGGCAUACGCACCACGGUGGGGUGGACUGUUCCUAUUGGCUACCUGGUCAACACCUCCCAGAUCAGCAUAGGGGAGCAAUGCAACUUCCCUAGAGCUGUUGGCAACUUCUUUGGCUACAGCUGUGUGCCGGGCGUUAAGGAUCCCCAGCACGACCCCAGAGGCAACAACCCCAGGAACCUUUGUGAGGCCUGUAUAGGAGACGAGAAUGACAGACACAUCUGUGCCAGUAACCACAAAGAGAGGCACUACGGGGAGGCAGGGGCACUGAGGUGUGUGGCAGAGAACCUCGGUGACGUGGCCUUUGUCAAACACACAACAGUGUUUGACAAUUUGGAUGGUAAGAACCAGGAGUCCUGGGCCCUGGAUCUGGAGCUGGAGGACCUGAAGCUGCUCUGCCCAGAUGGGACAGAGGCAGGUCUGGACGAGCAUGAACGAUGCCACCUGGCAGCCGUCCCGGCUAACGCUGUUGUGGUGCGCACAGAGAACAAGUGUCGCGUCUGGAAGUACCUGGAACGUUUACAGAAUGUGUUUGGCAACGCCACCGAGGGCUUCAGCCUGUUCAGCUCAGCAGGCUAUGGCGAAUCCGAUCUGCUCUUCAGUGAUGCCACCCACCACCUGCAAAGGGUUCUGGGUAGCUACACCUCUUGGCUGGGCCCUACUUACACCACCAAGCUGCAAGCCUUCGAGUGUGAGGGCUUCUGCUGAUGGAACAGUAGGAAGAUAUCCAGCGCAUCAACUUCCACCCCAUCCCUCUGUUCCCCAUCUUCCCGUUCUGCCUUCCCUGCCUGCCAUCUGUGUCCCUCUGCCACUCCAUCUCACCAUCCUUCAUCCUUUCUGAUUGGCUUUUUGUGUUUGUUUUCUCCCUGCAUUUCACCACCCAUUCUCUUUUAUUAUGUCCUCGUCCUCCUCCAACCCAGUGCUUCCUCUAGCAUGCUGGCUGGCAGGGUAGGACAUCGCUAAGAGGGGCUAAAUCAGCGAAGAAAAAACUUCAGAAAAUGUCCCGGAAACUGACUUUAGGUUUAAGAAAUGACACUAGGAAGAAAGGGAAGGAAAUAGAAAUGAAUAGGAUAGAAAUAAAAAACAAUAAAAUAGAAAAGAAGUGCAGGUUAAUAAGAGUUGUGGUUCGUAUGUUAUUGACAGAUUAUGUCUCUUAAAGCAUUUUCAAAAGAGAAUUUUGAUGAAGAUUUUUGCAGAAUUACCCCAUAAGCAUGUAACGUCUUCCCCCAAUAUUGAUUUAUACGUACAAAAAAAGUCCUGUUAAAUGUUCCUACCCUGUAUGUUUGUUGUGAAAUUAUGUCCUUGUUGCAUUGGUCUAAAGCUUCAGUACCACCCAUACCCUCCCUCCUCCCACAGGGUCUGUCUCUGGCACUGAACAACUGGGUGCUAUUAACUUUGAGCUUAGAAGUCUCAGUUACUGAAUGUGUGUGUGUGUGUGUGUGUGUGUGUUUAUGUGAGUGUACACUUUUUCCCACAGCCAUUAUUGCCCUAAUUGGAAGUCUGGCAUAUUAUGCUGUUUGUUUGUGUGUGAGUGAGAGAAAGUGUGUUUGUGUGCAUGUGUGUGUGCAUUUGUCUGUACAUGUACGUGCCUAUGUGUUAGUGUGUUGAUAGAAUUGCUGCUUUCCCAUGGCUUGUAUAGCAUACAUCUUUGGAUCACUGCUUUCCCACGACUGGUAUGGUGGACUGGACUAUUCCAGCUCACAGUGUAUUGUUACACUAUACAGUUAGGGAGAAACUGGAUUAGGGCAUGGGUUGCUUUCCGUGACCCCUACGUGAGUCUUUUUAAAAAAAGCUUUAAUCAUUUUCUCAUCUGUGACAAUAUUUGCAUCACCCAAAACUCCCAAAAUGUGCUCUCAGAAUCCUACUUGAUCUGUCCUGCUUCAACACAUAAAGGAAUAUGUGGACUACUGCUGUGUUUUUCUACAAUUUAUCAUUUAUACUUUAAGAUUCCUACCAGUAGUGAGACAUUGAUAGUGAUAGAAGGUAAGAGCUAUUAACAGGAGGAUGUUCGAGGCUGGUGUUACAACCAGAAAUUAGUCAGUACAGCAUGUGAUAUUAUCAAACAAUUGUUAUGAAGAAGAGGAUUCCUGUAUGAAUGUGCUAUUAAGAAAUAGUUAUUGUCGAAAAAUACAUGAGAUCAUUUAUUUUUCUGACAUGUUUAAGGGACUGUAAUUAAAGAAUCACGGUUAAAUCACCAGCCAGUUUAAAGCUUUACUUUAGCAGACUGUAAUUCUGGGCUUUAGUUGUCGUCCCUGUCUUUAUUAUUUCUUUCACAUUCUGCACCACAGAGCUCAGCAAUAAACUGAUAAACGGGAUGAAGUUCUCCUCGUCAAAAAGUUUGGUUUAUGACCUCCUCAUACUGGAAGAAAUCAAAUGAAUUAGAGCUAGUCCAACAGAUAUAAAUACAGGAAUGUAUUUACAGUGAUUUGCUGAGGCAACAGCAGGUUUAUGUAGGUUACUUUUGCUUGGCCUUCUUUUUGAAAUAAAACAUUGUCACGUUUCAUCUCCUGUAGCCAACUGUAAGUGUUACGUUUUGGCUCUUGAUAGCAGUGUGAUUGUGCAAGAUGAAAGGUGCCAGAUUUUUCUCCUAUCUGAAGGAUAAAGGCAUAUCUGUUGUAUUAAUUCAACUCUGGUUUGUACCAUUGGUGCUGUUCAUUUAUGCCGUUGUCUUCAAAGAGCCUUGAUGUAAAUACUCCUCCUGAAUGUGUA
Micropterus salmoides (largemouth bass) is the source of this 3158-nucleotide messenger RNA. Its product is annotated as otolith matrix protein. The transcript has 9 exons. Gene Ontology annotation, cellular component: early endosome; plasma membrane; recycling endosome. Bases 30 to 1157 code for a protein of 375 amino acids. The record is from RefSeq and is a predicted model, not a curated record. Lineage: Eukaryota; Metazoa; Chordata; Actinopteri; Centrarchiformes; Centrarchidae. Gene Ontology annotation, biological process: iron ion transport.